AUGCAGCUUCCAAAAAUCUGGGGCCAAAACGCUGCCCAGGGCGACACCCCUGUGGUUCGACGCAACCGCGGCCAGCUGCCCAUGCUGCAUCUCGCCGACACCACGCGCAACAACCUCAUCGCCAUCGCCGGCGAGUUCACGGGCACCUUUCUCUUCCUGUUCUUCUCCUUUGCCGGCACGCAGGUGGCCAACACGCCGAAACCCGUCGCGGGCGCGCCGCCAAAUACCUCGGCUCUGCUGUACUCCUCGCUGGCCUUUGGAUUCUCGCUCAUGGUCAAUGUCUGGGCGUUUUAUCGCGUUACCGGGGGGUUGUUUAACCCGGCUGUGACUCUUGCGCUGUGCCUCGUCGGCGGCAUGCCGCCCAUCAGAGGCGUCUCUGUUUUCGCCGCGCAGCUCGUCGGCGGUAUCGCAUCGGCCGGUGUCGUGAGCGCCUUGUUCCCGGGUAGUCUCAACGUCGCGACGCGGCUCGGCGGAGGCGCCUCCAUCUCGCAGGGCCUCUUCAUUGAAAUGUUCCUGACAGCCCAGCUCGUCUUUGUCAUCAUCAUGCUCGCCGUCGUCAAGCACAAAUCGACGUUCCUCGCCCCCGUCGCGAUCGGGUUGACGUUUUUCGUGACGGAGAUGAUUGGGGACUACUACACAGGCGGCAGCCUCAACCCCGCGCGCUCGCUCGGUCCGGACGUGAUCAACCGCAGCUUCCCGGGCUACCACUGGAUCUACUGGGUGGGGCCCUUGCUGGGCUCGCUGCUCGCCUGCGGGUUCUACUACUUCCUGCGCAUGUUCUCGUACGAGUCGGUGAAUCCGGGUCAGGACUUUAACGAGUGGGAGGCGAAGCGCGGGGCCGGGUCGUGGGAUUUCCAUCGUCCGAGUUACUCGGAUACCACGACGAUCAAUACGGAGCCUCGCGGCGGCGGGCGCAGUGGGAAUGUGGUCAUGGAGCAUAACGGGCGGGGUCACAAUCCGGGGAGAGUCUCGCCGGGAGAGGCGAGGCCGCUGCCGGAUGGGGCUGAGCAGGUGUGA
Aspergillus calidoustus is the source of this 1017-nucleotide messenger RNA. NCBI's taxonomy places the organism in Eukaryota, Fungi, Ascomycota, Eurotiomycetes, Eurotiales, Aspergillaceae. The record is from the annotation of a GenBank genome assembly.